GAAGACGAAGAAGAAGUACUUUUCAAGAUGGCUGCCCACGAGUUACCCAUGAUGUAAACAUGCGACUUAACUCUGGCACCGAAUGGCGAUUAAAUUAAAAGGUUCAUUGUAUACUGACCACUCUGGGACCGAGUAGAUUAAAGUAAACUAGUAGUAAACUAGGCAACAGUUUUUUUUUUUUUGUAAUUACUGAGUAAUUGUUGUGCUAAAGUUAGCAUCGCAACAUAGAGUCAUGGCAACUCAGACGUUAUUCGUUGCUUCAUUACCUGACACAGCCACAAACCAGCGUCUGGAGGAAAUUUUCUCUGAAAUUGGUCCGGUGAAGCAGUGCUUCGUCGUCAAAGAGAAAGGUACAGAAAAAUGUCGGGGUUUUGGCUACGUCACAUAUUCCAUGGAGGACGAUGCACAGCAAGCCUUGAAAACGAUAAAAUUGUACGACGGACAGAGGAUCUCUGUGUCUGUGGCAAAGAAGAAAACAAACGAUAAUAAGAAAAUAGCAGCCCCAAAGGAGAAUGAGGAGAAAUCAAAGGGCUUCAGGAAGAACCAGCUAAAGGCAAGGCUUAUCAUAAGGAACCUCAGUUUUAAGUGCUCAGAAGACGACCUGAAAGGAGUUUUUGCCAAGUUUGGAACAGUUCUUGAGUCCAAAAUUCCUCUUAAACCUGAUGGGAAGAUGAGAGGAUUUGCAUUUGUCAUGUUUAAAACUAUGCCUCAGGCUGCAAAAGCACUGAACGCUAUGAACCUGAAGGAAAUUAAAGGGAGGCAGGUAGCAGUCGACUGGGCUAUAGCAAAGGAUAAAUACAUGGCCUCACAGCAACCUACAACUGCAGGAAAUAAGAGUACAACAGAGGAUGCUGCAAAACAGCCAGACCCUGAAAAGGAUGAAGAAAAAGAAGAAGAAGAAAAACCAGCAGCACCUCCAAAGAAAAAAGUUGCUGCAAAACCAGUUGUGCAGCAGGAGGAGGAAUCCCACUCAGAAGAUGAUGAUGAUGAUGACGAUGAGGACGACGACGACGAUGAUGAUGAUGAUGAAGAUGAGCACAAAGAACAAGACGGUGAGGAAGAGCAGGAGGAGGAUGAUGAGAAUGAUGAUGAUGACGAGAGUAACCUCGAUUCGGACGAUGAUGAUGAUGGAGAUGAUGAUGAAGAAGAAGAGGAAUCAGCCCAAAAGAAAACCCCCAAAAAACUCCUCCCUUCAGAUGUGAAAGAGGGCAGAACCAUUUUCAUCAGGAACCUGUCCUUUGACACAGAGGAAGAGGGUCUUGAGGAAAUUCUCCUGCGUUAUGGAGAGCUUAACUACAUCAAGAUUGUUGUCCAUCCAGACACAGAACAUUCGAAAGGUUGUGCAUUCGCUCAGUUUAAGACAAAAGAGGCUGCAGACAAAUGCAUAGCUGCAGCUCAGGAUGAGGCGGAGAAUGGCGGCAUCCGUGUAGAUGGCAGGAAGCUGAUGAUUGUGGCAGCAGUGAGUAGAGAGGACGCCGCCAAGCUGAAGGUCGAUAAAGUGAAAGUGGAGACAGGCACCAGGAACCUGUACCUGGCCAGAGAGGGAUUGAUCCGAGCUGGAACUAAAGCUGGAGAGAAUGUGUCUGAAGCAGACAUGAUCAAACGAACCAGAUUUGAAGAAAUAAAGAGGACCAAGCUUCGGGACAUCGGUGUGUUUGUGUCCAAGACUCGUCUGUGUGUCCAUAACCUGCCCAAAUCAGUGGACAACAACAAACUCAAAUUACUCUGUCUUCAAGCCAAUAAAGGAGUCAAAGGAGUUCGUGUCACAGAGUGUCGGGUGAUGUAUGACAAAAAGCCAGUGAAGGGCCAGGCGACGGGACAGUCGUUAGGUUACGGUUUUGUCCAGUUCCACGACCACGAACAUGCUCUCAGCACACUCCGUCACCUCAACAACAACCCUGAUAUCUUUGGUGCAAACAAGAGACCUAUCGUCGAAUUCUCCCUGGAGGAUUCAAGGAAACUCAAAAUGAAAGAAUUGCGACAACAAAAGAACAAGCAAUUUUCCCAAAAUCGUCCCUUUAAAGGAGGAGCAAAACCUCAGGCACAGGCAGGCAGAGAUGGAAAAGGCUUCAAGGAAGGUGGAAGUAAACCACAGACCUCAUCAGGGCUGACAGGAAAUGAGAGAGCUCCCCUUAAAAACCAGAAAAAGGGCCCACACCACACUGGCUUCAAGACGCAGCCUGAAGUUGAACACAUUGACCUGGAGAACGGAAAGAAACGAAGGAAGAUUCUACCUUUUCCUUCUCAUCGUGGACCAAAGAUCAGGAUGAGGGAUAAAGGAAAGCAGCAAGGUCCGCCACCCAAGAAAGCCAAACCUGGUUCCAACAGAAGACGGCAAAUGGAAAAGCCCAUGCAGCCCAGAAACCAGAAGGGAGCAGCAGCAGCAGCAGCAGCAGCGAAGAAGCCGUUCAAGAGCAGAGACGGAGACCGCUUCGACAGCCUGGUGGAGCAAUACAAGAAGAAGCUCAUCAGUCACACUGACAAGAGUGCCACUUACAAAAGAAACAAGUGGUUUGAUGCUUAAUGCGUGUGUGUGUGUGUGAAACAGAAUAUGCUGGACUCUUUUUAUAGUGACAAUAACACUUCAUGGAUGUUCACGUGUUAGUGUUGUGUCAGCUUGUACAGUUUAAGAUGCCAGAGUGUUAAACUGAACUGUCCCUUUAAUCGUUCUAUCGCUGUAAAGACAAACUGAAUUCUACAGUAUAAGGAUGCCGUUUUUUUUCCUUGUGUACAUGUCUUUUUAAUUAAAUGUUCAAACUAA
Molecule: messenger RNA, 2761 nt
Organism: Solea senegalensis (Senegalese sole)
Lineage: Eukaryota; Metazoa; Chordata; Actinopteri; Pleuronectiformes; Soleidae
Gene: rbm28
Product: RNA binding motif protein 28
Exons: 20
Coding region: 233-2524 (763 amino acids)
Molecular function (GO): RNA binding
Source: RefSeq, a predicted model, not a curated record